AUGAUGGCGCGGGUUAAAGGCGUCAAGAGGCUUAAGGACGAGCCCGGUUUUAAUGGAGCCAUUGAAAACUUGCGUUCUGAGAGAGUGGAUGAGCGAAGCGUCGCUCUUAUCGAUUUGAGAAGAAUCAUCAACUCGAAUCGUGAGAAUGUGGACUUGGUGGAUGCCAAAGAUGAUUCUUAUCACGCAGUCUUAGAGUCUGUCUUCCGAGCCGCCAAGAUUGAAAAAUCCAACUAUGCCAGAGCUGCCAAGUCUACAAAGACUAAAAUUGAAGGUCGAUUAUCCGCUUGUGCAGCCUUGGUCCGAACCGUUGUCGAGGUUGGCCUAAGAAAGUUGCGUUACAAAACAGUCAAGGCUCUUGUGGAACAUAUCAUUCAAACACUACAAACCGCCGAUGGUGGCUACUGUGAGCCUUUGGUCCCCGAUUACUUUAGAGCCCUUGCGACGCUGCUUGAAUACAAGGCUCAUCCAGAACACUUUCUUGGAGAUGAUUGGCACGAAGUAGUUGACUUCUGCGUGCAAGCGGCUCGUGAUUUGAACAAACCCUCCGAGCCAAACGAGUCUGGCUUGUCGGGUGGAAGCAGAUUUCUCAAUGGCUCAAGGUCCAAUCGAAACAGUCAUAGUCGUUCGGCAACGCCAAGCACGAUUGGUGAUCAUGGCCGUAAGUCAAGCAAUAACAUCUCCCAGCGCGCUACCCAUUCCCAACUCAAGGGCAGCGAUGAUCAAAUCGUUCUUUGUCUACAACAUCUUGCUUCAGUGCCAAACGCACCCAUUUCCGACAGAGCAGAUUUGAUUCUUGCAACAUUGGUUGAAAUUCUUCAGUCAUAUCAUAAGGCCAGCUCGACACAGCAAGCUGCUUUCGAAUGCAUCAAUUCAAUAAUGUCUCGUAUUGUUGCCAUUAACCUCGAUCUUUCCUUGCGAACCAUGAAGAGGGUGAUCCCACUGCUGCGACGAUGCUGGGAGCCUAAAGAGGGUGCUGCCACUCUCAACGAUACACUCCUAGCCUUCCUCUCAUACGGAGAGAUCCUGCUGCCCCGUAUGAUAUCCGAAGAUCAGACAGGCGAUUGCAAUGUCACUCUACAGGCACUGGUUGAAGUCUUGCGUAAUGAUUACUGUUUACGCAGACCUAGGGGACAACUACAAAUGGAUGACCUUGUCCUUUUGGAUCCCUGCCGUUCCACAUCGAGGCAAAUGCCUUUGAGGACCAGGACUCUUCAGGUACGGUUGGACGGAUUUAGAGCAGAGUCUCCUUGGUGUCUCAUUUCUAUGAGCGCGGCUAUAACGGUAGCACUCGAAAAUGCUGUGAUCGUUCGUGGGGACUUGUCAGACGGAGAUAAAGUCCAAGACUCCAAAAGACAGAAAUUGGAACAUCCUUUGGAUGACAUUCUCCACCAUGUAAAAGGGUCAUUGUUACCGGAGAAGUUGUAUGGCUUGCAGAUGUUUGUCUUCGUUUGUGACAGCCUACCAUUCGAUGAAGGCACUUUGCAGUGUCAUCUAGACGUGCUAUUGCCAUUGCUAUCCGAAAGUGACGGCUCAAUAGUAUCAUGGGCUAUGUUAGCUAUGACUUCGGCGGCGAGCCAGACUGCUGCUCGCAAACUCAGCCUCAAGGACUAUUGGCUUCGAAUUUGGCGGAUUGCAGCGCGGCUCAUAACAUCUACAAGCACGUGCAGAGCAGCAUGCCAACUGAUGUCACAUAUCCUCGAUCUGGCGCUAAUACAGUACGCUGAUAUCGCUGACAUUGUCGAUGGUAUGACCAAGUCUGUUGAUCUCAACGGCCCAGCGGAGUGUGACGAGUCUGCGACUACCCUCUGGACAAUACUGGUAGUCUUGAAAGGACGAGGGAAUCUUGGCUCCGCGUCUGAGGCAUCUGAAAACAUUCUUCGUUGGUUGUUCCAUCGAUGGAGCCCAGCAAAGAGGCGUGACCGUCGUAAUACACUGUAUAUCGCUCAGCAUUUCUCAACAUUCUGCACUUUGAGACUAAUAUGCAUUUGUCUCGGUCUUCCCACACCCUCCAUGGGCUCUCAGUCAGCUCUCAAUCUGGGCAUGCUAGCCCAAGCAAGCUUAAGAAGCUCAAGAGACAGAAAGCUAAUGAAGUAUAUCCUUUUAGCCGACGACCCACUGCAAUGUGAGGAAAAGGUCUCCAUCUCCAAGUUGCAGACAUCAGACAUUAGGCUCGCAUAUUCGAAAUUUCAGAUACUCGCCACUUCCGUGAUCAACUUCUUCAUUAGUGAGGGCUCAGCGCUUCUGCGAAAUCAGUUUUCCUCUGCUACGGAAUCUGCAUCUGGCACGAAUGUGGAAGUCAUACGCAUCACCACCUCCUUCAGUAUAAUCGGAUACGCGUUGCUCUCCAGCCCAAGACUGCAUGAUGUCCACCAGAGUAAACAACUCCAAGGCAUUCUUCAGGACUUGAAGAUAGGCCUCAAACAAUGCAUGUUUCACCACAACGAUCAUCGAGAAUGUAUCAAAGGUCUAUUAGAGUCAUUUGAUGCAAUUCUUGGACCCAUCGAUCAAUUAGCACUGAGGAAAGACAUACUCAUGGAUGGCGCCAUUGCGAUGUCGCAAGAGUUUGAUCAGAAAUUCUGGCACGAAACUCUGCGUUCUGAUAGUCCAAGUGCUGUAGAUAUCGAACAAAACGCAAUGGAUCUGGACAGUGAAUUUGAAUCUCAUAUAAGCACCAACAGGGAGAGGGAUAACCUUCUGGAUAAUACUCACUACGAAGUCGACGCGUCCACGAAUGUCACUGCAUUUCGAGCGUGUGUUGCUGCUAAGAUAUGUUUCUUAUCCAACAUGAAGGAACCUGAAGAUCCCGGAUCAACUGUUGCAUCUCGAGCUAUCUCGUCCACCAUAGAUUACCUGACUUCUCUGCAGGCCAGAGAUUUUCUUGUGUGUAGGGUCUUUCUCCGAGAACUCCUCGAUUCCGGGAUACGAAUUGCCGAAGACGAUGCAAAUACGCUCUUAGAGUAUCUUGCACAAAUAAUUAUCCACCCAUACGACUUGGAGAGGUCUGAAGUUUCGAUGGGUGUUUGUUUGGACGUCCUGACUGGUUUGGCGGAAAUGUGGAUUAAUGGUGAAGGCAGCGAUCUUGCCGAGGUAGGUGCACAGCUGUACAAAUGGUUCAUCAGCAUUGCCCUCAAGAAGGGCAUCUCAUCACCCCACGUCCAUAUCUGCAUAUCCGACCUCCUUCAAAAAGUCAUCAAGAUCCGGCCCGAGUACGCCAGAAGUCUUUCGUUGGCAUCGGCAAGGACAUGUCUUUUUGAAGUGUUGGCUCAAGGGAAUGUAGCGGUUAAAUUUUACAUCGGCAACAAGAUUGCAGAUAUCUUCGGUCUCUUUGUCCUCAAAGAACACGAAAACAUCCUUGAAGAUGUCAUAGAGAGUCUCCCGACAGACCGUGACUGGAUCGAAGGAAUCGCAUUGCGACUUUUUGUUCUCGCCCACCUGGCAGCUUCUUGGUCAACGCUUCUGCGACGUUGUGUCUAUGCAAUAUUCGAGACGCCAACAGCCGUUCCUGAUUCAGCUGGAUAUGCAAAGAAUUGUAUGAAUCAUAUAACCACAAGUCUCAAGCUACACAAAUUACAAGAUCUGUUCAAGCUGUUUGUAUCCCAAAUCCUCUACACCUGGCUUGAGACGCAACCUCUAAGCUCCAUUCCCUACACUGUAUUUGGAUACGCUACACUCGCAGAACUCCUUCAUGACGUACAAGAUGAAAUCGUGGGGCAUGUUGUUAUGCGAGGCAAAGACGACGAAGCAGCGCAACUUGCUGACGACCUUGGUGUGUCUUUGGAGAAGCUCUUAGAGACAUCGUUCAGCAGAGCCGCGGCUUACAGCAUUGGUCGUGAUUUUGCAAUGCCUACGUCAGCCAGUACUCAGAUUUCAAAAGCUGAGACACAUCUCCGGAACGUUUUGGGAAAAGAGCGAUACAGUUCACUCAUCACCGUACAUUUUGCCAAGAUUCUGGGACUUUUCUACAUCACCAUAGAUCCUGACGCACAGAUAGAAAAGGGGUUUCAGAAACGUCCGGCAUCUGCGACUGCAUAUUCCGCUUACCAAAAAAUUGUUUCGAAAGUUCCCGCAAAUAAAGAGCUACCACCAGGUCAGCAACCUACGUUCAAGGCCCGAUACUUGUUCGACGAGAUCGAAUGUCUCUGCCGUCGUACGAUUUAUGACGCAGAAUCAUUGUGGUCGCCAGAGCUGUACGUCUACGUAUUUCGAGAGCUGUUGAACACAAUACAUCCAGAGUUGGGCUCUCUCAGUGCAUGCGUGGUCUUGCGGAGAAUCAGAAUAAUGAUAUGCAUGGCUGGGACUACUGCUUUAGAAGGCUAUCCACUGGAGAUGACACUUCACUCCUUGAGACCAUUCCUUACGGACGCACAGUGCUCAGAGGACGCCAUUGCAAUUGUCCAAUACCUACUCGAUUGUGGAGCUUCUUACCUAAAAGAGGUCCCUUCUUUCCUCACUGGUCACGCCGUCUCCACACUCACCUCAAUGAAAGCGUUCUUCGAAUCUACACAAGACAGUACGACACAAGAAAGCCAAUUUAAGGCAACCAUGUCGAGAGCACAAGCUUUUCAUGCCAGCUUUGUCGACUUCCUGGAGAGAUACUCGUCACCGCAUCUGACCGAAGAGUCGGCAAAAUGCUUCAGAAAAAUAGUCAAAACCUCCAGCAAUAUUCAGAAUGGCGGUAACGCAAGACUCGGUACUCACGAAAGCGAACUUCUUCUGGAGCUACUCGAGGAUCAGCGCUCUGGAAGAAACCUACUGGAUCAAUCCAGCCAAGAUGCGAUACUCAAAUUCCUGUGCACGCCUUUUGAGGUACCCUCAGACUUCCGCGACGACAUCCUAGGGUCAGAUGAGCAAGCGGCGCGAUAUGCGUCAGUGGUGUGGAAAACUUGUCAACGAGCUAUCUCCUCGCCAAAUUAUCUCCUAUGGGCUGGACGAGUUCUCGGACGUGCGUAUGCCAGUAAAGGUCUAAUUGAUUGGGAGCUAGCUUUCGAAACGAAACUUGGGCCCGAAUCGAGAUUAAACUCGAUACAGGCAAUGUCACCGUCUUCAUGCUCCAGAUCCAAUGUUCUACGGCUUUUGUGCGAUGUUUUGAUGCGCGAGCAGAGUACAAAAGCGGGAAUGGCUGAAACGGCCUUGCGAUCAAUUGUCACCGGGACAUGCAAUACAGACGACUAUCUAGACUGUGAGCGAUUUCUUCCGCACUCUUGGAUACGAAGCCUGCUUUGGAAACAGUACCGUUUGCCGACGAUAGACCUCCGAAAUAGAGAAGGGUCAGACUUGCAAGACAGCAUAGCGUUGAAGGAGCACCAGGAAGGCUCAGAAUGGAUUCAGAAACUUGGUAUAGCCCUUGCAUUUUCGGCUACCGAUGAUCCGUUCUUGUCAGAGCUCACUCAAAUCAUCCAAUGUCUCAAGGAUCUUGCAGAAGAUGCCUUCCCGUACAUCCUGCAUUUGGUGCUGCUCAGAGAGGCUGAUGGUCUUGAGACCACGAAGCGUGUCAUGUCACAGGCAUGUCGACACUUGUUUCAAAUGUGCAUUAGCAACGAGACUGAUGGGACUCUCGUUUAUCGAACAAGAGUCCUCCUCAAGGCAAUCCUGUACUUGAGAACGCAGCCGUUACCCCACGAAACAACGGAAGCUGAUCGGGCUCAAUGGCUUGAUCUUGACUACCAACAAGCAGCUGCCGUGGCUCUCAAAUGCUCCAUGUAUAAGACAGCGCUCCUAUUUUUGGAAAUCGACUUCUCUAUAGCCGCAAAAUCAUCUAGGAGGCGGUCAUCUGCCAUCAAUGUACAAGAGCCAACGGAACUCCUCUUGGAUAUCUUUCAGAAUAUUGAUGAGCAAGACGCAUUUUAUGGAGUACAACAGCCGUCAAGUCUGUCUUCUAUGAUGGCACGACUUGAGUACGAGCAUGCAGGCUUCAAAAGUCUGUCGUUUCGGGGUGCUCAUUACGAUGGCCAAAUUCGUCAUUCAGGUGGAGAGGACCACAUCGACGAAGAGAGUAUGGUAAGGGCUCUUGAUAGUCUCGAUCUCAAUGGACUGUCUCAGUCAGUACUUAGCAAAAUGACCACCACUGGGCCAAACGCUAUAGAUUCUGUGCUCCGUACUGCUCGAAAGCUCGAACAGUGGGAUAUAUCAGUACCGGCAUCACACAGUAGCAGCGCAAGCACAAUAUUCCGAGUCUUUCAAGGCAUUAACAACGCCGUAGACUCUCUGAGUCUGCAGACUUCCCUAAAUACUGGGUUCACGGACUCCAUGAAUCAGCUCAUGGUGGGCGAGGGUGCAAAAUCCUCUUCACACGCCAUCUUGGGCAGCCUGGCGAUAGUGACAGAAGCUGACGAGAUCUUCUCAUCCAAAAGGUCUGAGGAGCUGUACGAAGUGCUAGGGCGCUUUAAAGACCGCGAACUUUGGAUGCACUCUGAGAGUUACGAACAUGUCAAGGCAAUCAUCUCGUGCCGCGAAACUCUGUUCAGUUCACUGAGUAAGAAGCCCAAACUACAAGAGCUGCUGAAAACCUAUCCGCGAGACGCUCGUUCCCUCGAGAGCCAUCUACUCCUUGCAUCUUCUCACAUGAGCCGGGCUCAUGGCGCUAUUCAGAACGCCUUAUCAACUGUGACAUACCUCACCGAGCUAGUCAAGCCGUGCAAAGAAGUCGGUGUCGAUAUCAGCGCUGCCGUACGACUGGCAAGCGCAAAUGUGCUGUGGGAUCAAGGUGAAAUGACAGCUUCGAUUCGGGUGCUGCAAGAUCUUCAAGGGUUGUUAGACUCGCACGUUCAAUUGAUAGAAGUCAGCAAGCCAGAGCUUCUUGCCAAGCUAGGACAUCAGAUGUCAGAAGCCAGGCUAGAGAAGCCAGACGAGAUCAUCACUCGAUAUCUCAGACCCGCGAUUAAGGAGCUUCGCGGGGAGUCCGAGGGAGAUGAAGCCGGCGUGGUAUUUCACGAGUUUGCAUCGUUCUGUGACAAGCAAUUGCAGAAUGCAGACGGAUUGGAAGACUUCCAGCGCAUACAGAAGCUUCGCGAACGCAAAGACGCAGAAGUGGGCGACCUCGAUAAGAUGAUAAAGUCAGCAAGCUCCCAAGCAAAGGAGCGAGACAAUUUGAAGAAUUACCGUGCGAAAGCAAAACAAUGGUUUGACAUAGAUGAUCGAGAAUUCCAACGGCUCCGUGAGAGCCGACAGACUUUCCUCCGUCAAAGCUUGGAAAACUACCUCCUCUGUCUCAAGGCCUGCGAUAAGUACGAAAAUGACGCUCUGCGAUUCUCCGCUCUGUGGCUCGAAAACUACGAGAGCGACAUAGCCAACGAGGCGGUUUCAAGGCAUGUAGGCCAAGUCGGAAGCAGAAAAUUUGCCGCUCUGAUGAACCAGUGGUCCUCACGACUAUUGGAAAAGCCUGGACAAUUCCAAUCGCUGCUCUCCUCAUUAGUGCUCAGAAUUUGUCUCGAUCAUCCGUACCAUGGAAUGUAUCAGAUCUUCACCGGUUUCAAAACCAAAGGCAAGGAUGACGCCGCUGUGAAGAGACACGCGGCUGCAAGUAAUAUUGUGCAGGAACUCAAAGCAAGCAAGAUACAGAAUAGUACCUGGGUUGCUCUGCACAACACCAACCUUGUCUUUGUAAAGUUUGCUAUCGAACGCCUAGACGAUCCGGCGAUCAAACAGGGAUCUAAAGUGCCUCUACGCAGGUUCGCUACUGGACAGAGGAUCGAACAAGACAUACAGAAGUCGAGAGUGCCUCCGCCAACCAUGAAAAUCGAGCUUCGGCCGGACUGUGACUACAGAGACGUUCCGGUAAUUGCAAGAUUCGAGCCCCAAUUUACCGUAGCUUCAGGGAUCAGUAUGCCGAAGAUUAUCACCGCCAUUGGCACGGACGGUUUAAAGUACAAACAAUUAUUCAAGGGCGGCACUGAUGAUCUUCGACAAGACUCCAUAAUGGAGCAAGUCUUCGAUCAAGUCAGCAGCCUCCUGAAAUCCCAAAGAGCCACACGCCAACGUAACCUCGGCAUUCGUACCUACAAAGUCCUCCCUUUGACAGCCACGGCGGGCAUUAUCGAGUUCGUUCCUAACACUAUCCCACUGCACGACUACCUCUUGCCCGCACACCAGCGCCACUUCCCCAAAGACCUCAAGCCCAACAACUGCCGCAAGUUCAUCGCCGACGUGCAGACAAAAUCUGUCGACCAACGCAUCAAGAUUUACCGCAAUGUCUGUGAGCAUUUCCACCCCGUCCUGCGCUACUUCUUCAUGGAACGUUUCGAAAACCCAGACGUCUGGUUCGAAAAACGGCUCGCAUAUACGCGCUCCGUGGCGGCCAGCUCUAUUCUCGGCCACGUACUCGGCCUGGGCGACAGACAUGGCCAGAACAUCUUACUCGACAACGAAACUGGCGAAGUGGUGCACAUCGACCUCGGUAUCGCUUUCGAACAAGGCCGCGUCCUGCACGUCCCCGAAGUCGUACCGUUCCGUUUGACCCGCGAUCUGGUCGAUGGUAUGGGUAUUACCAAAACCGAAGGCGUGUUCCGGCGCUGUUGCGAAUUCACUCUCGAAGCUCUGAGGAACGAAUCAUACAGCAUCAUGACCAUACUGGACGUCUUGCGUUACGAUCCACUCUACCAAUGGUCGCUGUCCCCGCUGCGUCUGAAGAAAAUGCAAGAUGCGCAGACUGAAAAUCCGGCGCUGCCCGGUAAUGAGGGAGUGGGAGGGAAGAAAGACAACGAGCCCGGAGAAGCGGAUAGAGCUUUGACAGUCGUGGCGAAGAAGUUGAGUAAGAGUUUGAGCGUGACUGCUACGGUCAACGAAUUGAUACAGCAGGCAACGGAUGAGAAGAAUUUGGCAGUUUUGUUUGCUGGGUGGGCUGCUUAUGUUUGA
Molecule: messenger RNA, 8850 nt
Organism: Letharia columbiana
Lineage: Eukaryota; Fungi; Ascomycota; Lecanoromycetes; Lecanorales; Parmeliaceae
Exons: 9
Coding region: 1-8850 (2949 amino acids)
Biological process (GO): DNA repair
Molecular function (GO): protein serine/threonine kinase activity; protein binding
Source: RefSeq, a predicted model, not a curated record